ACGGGCUUACUCAGGGUUAUCAGGAGGCUGUUUAGGGUUCAGCUCAGUGCUCAGAUCAGAGUGUCUAUUUAAAACCACCUCCUCCCUCCCUUGAAUGAUUCAACAGCAGUAUGCCCCUCCCCCCUCCACAGCUCCCAUCAAGAUCAGCUGGAGGAAGUGGUGGCUCAGCCAAUGAGAUUACAGUGGUAGACCUACACUGUUUGUUCCUGUGUGUUUUUCUAGAGCUGAAGGGAGGACAAGCCUGGACACACAGCAGCAGCAGAUCCGUAUUUAUGUGUUUGAAAAAAAAAAUGUAGGGCAGCAGCUUGCUCUGUUUCUGCCUGCUGCAUCUCUCUUCCUAUCUUACUCCACUCCUUUGUUUCUGCUCAGUGACGGCUGACGCUGUUGUCGCAGCUCUACUUCCGUAUAUUCAAGGCUUGGCUCUCUUGGUUUCUCUGGAAUCUACUGUUUCGAUCUGGAUUCACCUCAAGGAUUUACAGAAGGGGCAUGUAAGACCCCUGAUCGGCAAUCAUCUGUGUGAGAGUGUGUGUGUUGCUGUAUGUGGGUGGGUGUGAGAGUCGGGUGACUCAAAGAUCCAGCAAUGCAUUCCUGUUGGAAAAUGAAGAUUCAGAAUGAAAAGCCUCUGGGUCAUUCAGCAAGCAGAUCCAGUAAUAUAUCAAAGGCGGGAAGCCCGACUUCAGUUAGCGCCCCAUGCAGUUUCUCAAGGACAUCCGUUUCCCCUUCCAGCCAGGACAUCUGCAGGAUUUGUCACUGUGAAGGAGAUGAUGAGAGUCCUCUGAUCACACCGUGCCACUGCACAGGGAGCCUGCGCUUCGUCCACCAGAGCUGUCUGCAGCAGUGGAUCAAGAGCUCAGACACCCGCUGCUGUGAGCUGUGCAAAUAUGAGUUCAUCAUGGAAACGAAGCUCAAACCACUGCGCAAGUGGGAGAAACUACAGAUGACCGCGAGCGAGAGAAGGAAGAUCAUGUGCUCAGUUACCUUCCACGUCAUUGCAAUCACCUGCGUGGUCUGGUCCCUCUACGUCCUCAUCGACAGAACAGCAGAUGAAAUAAAAAAUGCCCGAAGAAUCCCAGGUAUCCUGGAAUGGCCUUUCUGGACCAAGCUUGUGGUGGUGGCCAUCGGCUUCACCGGUGGACUGGUUUUUAUGUAUGUCCAGUGCAAGGUCUACAUCCAUCUAUGGAAGAGACUCAAGGCCUACAACCGGGUCAUUUAUGUGCAGAACCGGCCGGACACAUGUAAAAAACUGGCGCUGGAGAAACCCCCGCUCAUGGAGCCAAGCCUGGAGAGCAAGGAGGCUCUGGCCCCCAACCAGUCAGACACAAACUCCUCCCAGUACACAGAGACAGAAGAAUACAGUAUGGAGGUGCUGCAUGUCUGACACAAAAUAAAUUUCAUCAACCCCCCCUACUUGUGCUGGUAGAAACCGGUGGGAGGGAAGAGUAGCGCUUGACGUUCACCUUCCUCUGAUGGUAGACUUGACUGUCCUUUUCUGACUCCGCCUGUUCACUCCAACCACAUUCAACCUUUCCCCUCCCAGGACCGAACUGUUUGUACCGACUCUUAUAAAUGUCACAAAAGGCCUGGAGCUCAACACUCUACAUGCUCUGUUCACGUUCCCCUCCAGAUGAGCGGAUCAGGAAAUCCCUAAAAGCCCAUAUUUGAUGCAUCGUUUUUUGGACUUGUUAGAACGCGUUUAUUUCUACCUACACAUGAUAACAAUGAAGUGUUAGAUCAAUACGCUGCCGUGCAUCUGAUCUCUUGAACCUUCCAUAUACUGCCAUCUUCGCACUAGUCAGACUGUGACCAGGCCUUGGAAAUGCAUUGAAGCACUUUUUUUGAAGCUCUAAAUCAUCUCCUCUCCUACUUUUUUAGUUCUUUUCCUUUUUUUAAUUUAGAAUGACGUAAAUGUUGUAUUUUGUUCAUUGGGAAGAGCACAGUGAAACUUUUUCCUUAAAUGCACAUACUCUUACGGACUUAACCCUCACUUGGAUGGGGAAAAAAAAAAAAAAGAAAUUGGGAUGGUAAAAUGAGGGAAACCUGCUUAAGGAAACAGAAAGUGUUAACAUCUGACUCCUCUACCGCCCAACACAUGGACUUUCUGAAGGCUUUGAGAAUGUAAUAUUUUCUAAAAAUGAUUAAAAACAUAAAUAAAAUCAAAAAAAUAUUUUUUUUACUAGUAACUUGACAUUGCAAGAAUCAUUUCCAUGUCUUGAGAAGGUAAUGCAAGCCUGCAGGCAUAUAACAGCAUUACAUUUUUUUUUUUUUUUUUGGUUUAAUAUCUUGUGAAUGACAGUAUUUACAGUGUGAUAUUCCUUGUGUAGUUUUUAAUGUGAGCUGAUGUGUUUGCUUAGUCAUGAGACAUUACCAAUUUAGGCCUCGAGAAAUGAACAGCUUACUGUUUUCGGUUUCCUUUUUUGUUGCUCACACUUCCUCGCAGACAAGGAUCUAUAACAUUUGCUGCCAGAUCAGAUUAAGAAACCAACAGGUUGAUAAUGUGAUUUUCUUCUUUUUUUUGCCUAUUUUUCGCCUUAGCAGGUUGAGAUAUUUAUAUUCCAUUAAUAGCCUGCUUUUAAAUAUUUCAUCAACAAGCUGUAAAAGAAACACAAACUGUGGUUUGCUUGUUUUCUUCUCCAGUGUCACAUGCUCCAUCAUGUCUGUUUUAUUUUAUCACCAGACAACCAGCAUCAUACCUCUCAGUUCCUGUUUCCUCCUAAAUUACAUCUGACUGCAAGCUCUUUAAUAUAAAGUUGAUUCUAUACUCUGACAGUUCAAUCAUUUUUCAAUAAAACCAUCUUUAGGUUUGCAGCCUGUGAUGGAAACUGAGCUUUAUGAAUAAUUUGAUUGUGUCGCCACCUGCUGGUGUGCAGCUUAAAUAGCAAUCUAAAGCAAACAGCAGUUGAUUUCUCGUGGCUUUAUUUCUUUCAUUUGUGGAAAAUGCAAGCAAUGCAAGACUUUACAGCCAUUCAAACAACACAAACAUUUUCUUAAACUGUCCCUUAUACCAGUAUGCUGUCUGUGAUCAUUAAGGAUGUGUUAGUGCUCUGCAGCAGCAAUAAUUAAAGCACAGGUUGUUGGGUUUUUUGUAAUAAUGCAUAUUAUAUUUAAUUAUAAGCCCUUGUGAUCUGGGAUUGUGUUUGAAUAGAGAGCAUGGGCAAAAGGAACCUCCAUCACCCCGUGUUUAGUUUGUUUAAAAAAACAGUUACCCUUCUUCAAUACCCAGAAGGCUCCAUGCAAAUUAGACAGGUUUUAAAAAGUGCAAUUACGUUUUUUUUUUUUUUUGUUUUUUUUUUGUUAUUCUUCUCUACAGUAAUAUUAAAGGUCAGGGUGUCCUUUGGAUAGGUAAUGAAAUUCUUUAUUUUUGUGUUUGUAUUUAUUUUUAUCAGAAAUAGUGUACACUUUGUUUAUAGAAACCAACCCUUCUUUAAGCUGUUUUUAUGCAACUUGCAUCUAGUCCCUUUUUUCAGGCUUAAGCAAGGGCAAAUAUUUUUGCUGCUUGUGUUUUGCACAGUUUUUCUUUCAUAUAUUAAUCUUUGUUUUCCUCUUUUUAAAUCAGUUGUUAGAUUCUGUUAGAAAUAUGCAACUACUGCUAAAAUGUACAGCAUUUAAAUUCUAGAAAUGAAAAUGGCUGAACGAAGCUGCAGUUUCCCUGAAACGAGAGAUUUAGGCAUUUAAUUUGCCUUUUUUUGAUUUACUGUCACCUUCCAGGAGCUGGCUCCUUUUAUGAAGUUGAUGGUUUUAAUGGAUGUUUCUCUUGGAUAGCCUAUUUACAUUUUACUUAAGUUCAAUCAGAUACACAUGCAAUAGCCAGAAUAUGAAAUUAUCUCCACUUGACAACUUUAUAGUCCAUUAAUCCUAACUCCCGUCCAGGAAUCUGAGCUUUACUCAACUUAAUGCGACUCUUUGUCUCAACAUUUUCUCUCAUCUCCUGUAUUUUCCCCAAGUGUUUUGUUUCAUGAAACUAGAUCAUGUCUGGGACUAGUUGAACUUGCAUAAAAAGCUUAAUUUGUUUACUACUGACCGGACUUGAACAUGUAUGACUGUUUUCCCCGCGUCUUAUAUCAUUCCACGUGUUUUUUGUCUGUGAAUUUGCUUUAAGAUAGUAACUGUAAAGAGUUUGGUAAAAGUGUGUACGUUUUUAAGAGAAAUCUUGAUGUGUUUUCAGUUUAUUUCCAAUGUUUGAACAAAUAUGUAAAAUUAAAAAGAACAACCAAAUAAAAAUUAAGU
This is a messenger RNA of Cyprinodon variegatus (sheepshead minnow), 4224 nucleotides long. Its product is annotated as E3 ubiquitin-protein ligase MARCH8-like. Gene Ontology annotation, molecular function: MHC protein binding; zinc ion binding; ubiquitin protein ligase activity. Gene Ontology annotation, cellular component: lysosome; late endosome membrane; cytoplasm. Bases 581 to 1378 code for a protein of 265 amino acids. NCBI's taxonomy places the organism in Eukaryota, Metazoa, Chordata, Actinopteri, Cyprinodontiformes, Cyprinodontidae. Gene Ontology annotation, biological process: protein polyubiquitination; immune response; antigen processing and presentation of peptide antigen via MHC class II. The record is from RefSeq and is a predicted model, not a curated record. The transcript has 7 exons.